Molecule: messenger RNA, 3133 nt
Organism: Neomonachus schauinslandi (Hawaiian monk seal)
Lineage: Eukaryota; Metazoa; Chordata; Mammalia; Carnivora; Phocidae
Gene: PPP1R13L
Product: protein phosphatase 1 regulatory subunit 13 like
Exons: 14
Coding region: 142-2634 (830 amino acids)
Biological process (GO): regulation of transcription by RNA polymerase II; positive regulation of cell differentiation
Molecular function (GO): transcription factor binding
Source: RefSeq, a predicted model, not a curated record
CCAGCCGGAGUCACGUCGUCUAACCUGUUCCCGGCGCCUGCCCCGCCCCGUCCUGCGCUCCCCGCAGCAGGAGCCGGAGCCGGAGGAAGUCCCCCGGUACCAGGAUCUCCCCGGGAUCCGCGCCCCGCUUCCGCCGGCACCAUGGACAGCGAGGCAUUCCAGAGCACGAGGGACCUUCUGGACCUGAACUUCCAGUCUCUGGCCAUGAAGCACAUGGACCUGAAGCAGAUGGAGCUGGACACAGCGGCGGCCAAGGUGGACGAACUGACCAAACAGCUGGAGUCGCUGUGGUCAGACUCGCCCACGCCUCCCGGCUCACAGGCUGGAGCCCCACCUAGGUUGUCCCGGUACAGCUCCAGCCCGGUCCCCGAGCCCUUCAGCAGUCGCGGGUCUCCCCGGAAGGUGGCCACCGACGGUGCAGACACCUCGUUCGGACGCUCCGAGAGCGCCCCGGCUUUGCACCCCUACAGCCCGCUGUCCCCUAAAGGCCGGCCCUUGUCACCGCGCACCCCGCUCUACCUGCAGCCGGAUUCCUACGGCAGCCUGGACCGCGCGCCCUCGCCUCGGCCCCGCCCCUUCGAUGGCACAGGCAGUUCCCUCGGCCGUGCGCCCUCCCCGCGGCCCGGAUCGGGCCCGCUCCGCCAGCAGGGUCCCCCCACGCCCUUCGACUUCCUGGGCCGCGCUGGUUCCCCGCGGGGCAGCCCCCUGGCCGAGGGGCCCCAGGCCUUCUUCCCCGAGCGCGGGCCCUCGCCACGCCCCCAGACUUCAGCCUACGAUGCGCCAGUGGCCUUUGGGAGCCCCCUCCUGGGCGCGGGCGGUAGCGCUUUCGCCCCACCUCUGCGCGCUCAAGACGACUUAACGCUGCGCCGGCGGCCCCCCAAAGCCUGGAAUGAGUCUGACCUGGACGUGGCAUACGAGAAGAAACCUUCACAGACAGCGAGCUACGAACGCCUGGACGUCUUCUCGAGGCCUGCUUCGCCAGGCCUGCAGCUGUUACCCUGGAGAGAGAGCAGCCUGGACGGGCUGGGGGCCACCAGCAAGGACAACCUCACCAGCGCCACUCUGCCCCGCAAUUACAAGGUCUCGCCUCUGGCCAACGACAGGCGAUCUGAUGUGGGCAGCUACCGCAGAUCGCUGGGCUCCGCGGGGCCAUCAGGCACUUUGCCCCGCAGCUGGCAGCCUGUCAGCCGCAUCCCCAUGCCCCCUUCCAGCCCCCAGCCCCGCGGUGCCCCGCGCCAGCGCCCCAUCCCCCUCAGCAUGAUAUUCAAGCUGCAGAAUGCCUUCUGGGAGCAUGGGGCCAGCAGGGCCAUGCUCCCUGGCUCCCCCAUCUUCUCCCGAGCACCACCACCUAAGCUGCCUCCCCAGCCCCAGGCACCUCCUCAGCCCCAACCCCAACCACAGCCCCAGCCUCAACCCCCUGCCCCCCAACCUCCCCAACAGACUUGGCCCUCUGUGAGCGAAGGCCCGCCCAAGCCUCCCCCUGAGCUGGAGCCCGAGCCGGAGCUCGAGGGGCUGCUGCCGCCAGUGCUGGAGGCUGGUGACGCAGAUGAAGGCGCCGUAACCCGGCCCCUGAGCCCCACGAGGCUGCAGCCGGCACUGCCCCCCGAGGCUCAGUCAGUGCCUGAGCUGGAGGAGGUGGCACGAGUGCUGGCGGAGAUACCGCGGCCCCUCAAACGGAGGGGCUCCAUGGAGCAGAGCCCGGCGGUAGCCCUGCCCCCCACCCACAAGAAGCAGUACCAGCAGAUCAUCAGCCGCCUCUUCCAUCGUCACGGCGGGCCUGGGGGGCCUGAGCCCGAACUGUCGCCCAUCAGUGAGGGAUCCGAAGCGAGGGCAGGGCCCCCUGCUCCUGCCCCACCGGCUCUCAUCCCACCCCUGGCCCUGCCCCAGAUCAGCCCACCAGAGCAGCUGCAGAGCAUGGUCUCAGGGGCCAAGAUCCUAUACUCACCAGAUUCCCUGACUGUCGAGAUGCGCUCGGUGCUGCGGAAGGCAGGCUCCCCGCGCAAGGUCCGCCGCGCGCGCCUCAACCCGCUCGUGCUCCUGCUGGACGCCGCACUGACCGGGGAGCUGGACGUGGUGCAGCAGGCGGUGAAGGAGAUGAACGACCCGAGCCAGCCCAACGAGGAGGGCAUCACCGCCCUGCACAACGCCAUCUGCGGCGCCAAUUACCCCAUCGUGGACUUCCUCAUCGCGGCCGGCGCCAACGUCAACUCCCCCGACAGCCACGGCUGGACACCGUUGCACUGCGCGGCGUCGUGCAACGACACGGCCAUCUGCACGGCGUUGGUGCAGCAUGGCGCAGCAAUCUUCGCCACCACGCUCAGCGACGGAGCCACCGCCAUCGAGAAGUGCGACCCCUACCGCGAGGGUUACGCUGACUGCGCCACUUACCUGGCAGACGUGGAGCAGAGCAUGGGGCUGAUGCACAACGGGGUGGUGUACGCCCUCUGGGACUACAGCGCGGAGUUUGGGGACGAGCUGUCCUUCCGCGAGGGCGAGUCAGUCACCGUGCUGCGGAGGGAUGGACCUGAGGAGACGGACUGGUGGUGGGCCUCUCUACAUGGCCAGGAGGGCUAUGUACCCCGUAACUACUUCGGGCUCUUUCCCAGGGUGAAGACUCAGAGGAAUAAGGUCUAGCUGCACAGGAGGACGUUGCCAAGGGAGGCAGGAGGGAGCAGCCUUGCCUUUGCCCCAGACCUUUCCCUCAGUAACUGCUGCAUCUCCUUGGGCCCCAAGCCUACAGGGUUGGGGUCCUCACCUCCAGCUCUCUGCUUCCCUGGAAGCCCAAGGGAGAAGGAGAAGCUCAGCCUUGCAUUUAGAAACUGCCUUAGCCAUGGAGAUCACCUUGAAGCUGGGAAUCAUUGGAGGCAAGAGACUCCCCCCAUCUUCCUCCAUUUCCCAAAUCAGAUCCUGUCCAAAGUGCCUCCUACCCCUACAAAACAAGCCAACACACCAUCCUAGGGGAGCCUGGGAUGUGUCACCUCCACUGGAUUUCCCUGGGAGUCACCUCUGCCCCCAUCUCUCCAGGGCUGGGUGAGACACACUGGUCUCCCAGCUCUCCCCAGUCAAGUGCCUUCACCCAGUGCUGGUUUUAUAACCAAAUGGGGACAUUUUCCCUUAUAAAUAAAGGUAGUUU